ACCAUGUUGAAGUGGGUCGUCACACGCGCACCCCAGACUAUGUGCAAUGAAUGGAAAAUGCAUCCAGACCAUCAGUGGCGAUGGCACAUGGGCACCCGGAGUCCGGACCAAAAAUUACAAUUUGAAAACAAUAACAACAUAUCAUCGGUGGACGCAAAGCAUUACUGCAACGAGCCCAGUUCGCCAUACAAUCGUAUUGGAUCAAAACGGCAAGAUUCGGCAACCAUGAUGAUGCUAACGGCAAACACUCCAACAAAUGUGCUUUCGAAUGCAAGUCUCAACAGUACCGCGUCUUCCUUUCGCUACUUCGUAGUCAAUAAUCAUUCGUCGCCCUUGAAAAUUCUGAAACACCCAAUCGAUGAAUGUGUCUCGCGCAGAUCCGCAUCCCCUCGGCGCGGAUCGGGUUACCGAAGAACAACGACACAUCGACGACAACAGCGGCGCCGACUCUCCAGUCUUCAUAUACGCGAACCUUCUGAACUGGCAUCGCCCAGUUACCGGCAGGCUGAUGAUCCUGCGAAUGAUUUAUCAAACGACGUGCUUUUGACACCGCUGGCUGAUCGUGUGACUAACUGCAGCUUACCGCCAACCCAGUGGCAAGAGGUUUGGGAAAUUUUUGCCACAGAAAACGAACACUACAACGAGCGCGAAAUCAAAACGCCAGAGGCGGAAAGGAUAUCGUCGUUAAACCACGACGAUGGACAACUAAUAAGACGGAGAGCCGUCCGCCGAAGGAAGGCCGCUCAAACUAGCACGAAGAACGUUUAA
Molecule: messenger RNA, 768 nt
Organism: Anopheles maculipalpis
Lineage: Eukaryota; Metazoa; Arthropoda; Insecta; Diptera; Culicidae
Exons: 1
Coding region: 4-768 (254 amino acids)
Source: RefSeq, a predicted model, not a curated record